Populus trichocarpa (black cottonwood) is the source of this 846-nucleotide messenger RNA. RefSeq names its product 60S ribosomal protein L17-2. Gene Ontology annotation, biological process: cytoplasmic translation. The record is from RefSeq and is a predicted model, not a curated record. The coding region runs from base 129 to 665 and encodes 178 amino acids. NCBI's taxonomy places the organism in Eukaryota, Viridiplantae, Streptophyta, Magnoliopsida, Malpighiales, Salicaceae. The transcript has 7 exons. Gene Ontology annotation, cellular component: cytosolic large ribosomal subunit; ribosome. Gene Ontology annotation, molecular function: structural constituent of ribosome.
AGGAAUUAGGGUUUCUUUCACUUAGAAACCCUAUAUAAACCGCACUCAGCAUCCUCUCCGCCUCUCCUCUGCUAGAGCCACCAAAUCAACGUAUCUCCAGCUUCGACAAGGCAGACGGUGCAGCCACCAUGGUGAAGUACUCUAGAGAGCCUGAUAACCCCACCAAAUCUUGCAAGGCAAGGGGCUCUGACCUCAGAGUUCACUUCAAGAAUACAAGAGAGACAGCUUUUGCUCUAAGGAAGUUGCCUCUGGUCAAGGCCAAGAGGUAUUUGGAAGAUGUUAUGGCUCACAAACAGGCCAUUCCAUUCCGACGUUUCUGUGGUGGAGUUGGGCGUACUGCACAAGCAAAGAACAGGCACUCUAAUGGACAAGGACGAUGGCCUGCCAAGUCUGCUAAGUUCAUCUUGGAUUUACUCAAGAAUGCCGAGAGCAAUGCUGAGGUCAAGGGUUUGGAUGUGGAUGCACUCUACAUUACUCACAUCCAGGUGAAUCAGGCACAGAAGCAGAGACGUCGUACUUAUCGGGCGCAUGGAAGAAUUAAUCCUUACAUGUCCAGCCCUUGCCACAUUGAGUUGACUUUAUCUGAAAAGGAAGAGCCAGUUAAGAAAGAGCCUGAGACCCAGCUAGCAACCAGCAAGUCAAAGAAGUCUCAAGCCUCCUCUUGAGUGGCGAUCUUAGUUCAGUGUGGAUCCCCUUUUGAUUUCUGUGUUUUUUUCUUAAGAAGGAUUUUGUUGCGUAUCUUAUAGAAUGAUCAGAUUUUUAGAUGUAUUGGACGUCUUGUAUGUUGAUUUCGAAUUAUGUUUAGUUCUUUGUUCUAUGAGAAAUGUCUUGGCGAGUUUAUUUGAA